This is a messenger RNA of Ectocarpus sp. CCAP 1310/34, 1756 nucleotides long. The record is from the annotation of a GenBank genome assembly. Lineage: Eukaryota; Phaeophyceae; Ectocarpales; Ectocarpaceae.
GGGAUCUGGGGAACCAAUGGCACGCCUCAAACACACCAAGAACAAGGCGGUCGGCGGCAGCAAGCCCACCAAGUCGCCGAGGAAAACUUUGGCGUCAAGACAGGGAGGCGGGGGAUCCGGUGACGGCGGCGAACCUCGGAAGCGAAGGCGUUUCCGUCCAGGGGAGCGGGCUUUGAAGGAGAUCAGGGCUUACCAGCGCACGACGGAGCUGCUCCUGAGAAAGCUCCCUUUCGCGCGAUUGGUGAAAGAGGUGCAGGAGACGUUGACACCAGCAGGGAAGUCGUACCGGUGGCAGGCGGCGGCUCUGCUGGCAUUACAGGAGGCGGCGGAAGCUCACCUAGUGUCUCUCUUCGAGGACGCAAACCUUUGCGCACUACACGCCAAGCGAGUGACGAUAAUGGUCCGGGACUUCCAGCUAGCUCGCAGGAUUCGAGGGCAAAGCCGAGAGUGAGCAAGAUAAAAGUAUCGGGGCAUGUGUUCGUACGGAUACGGGGGGUCGUGUCUUCGGGAGGGAGAGGGGAGCGGGAUCAGCUGGGCGGGCAAUAACGAAAAGGCCGCAGCAACAAUCAUCCAGCCCCGGUUCACUUUGGUGAUUGGUUGUGCUUCACAAGCCCUGCUGUGGGCAAUAGAGCGUAGUGGCGCAGAACUUUCGAUUUGUUUUUUCCACGAGCUGUGUCGUUCGUUUUAAGUCAGUAAGGGUCACAGACGACUCUGUGCCGUAAGUGAGAGAGAGUAUCGACCGUGUUUUCGGAUUCGCAAAUCCUCCUUGUGACCCCCCCCCCCUCCCGGAUGUAUUCAGUAUCUACCGCAGGAAGGGACGAGAAUGCUUGCUUUCUGCGAAUCGGUAUGUUUCGCUCGGUCUUGGGUUCAGCUGGAGUCUUGCUUCGAUUUUGGCCUCUCUAACCUCUUUUUUAGAGAACUGUACACUAUGUUGGAGGGAAUUUCGAAUCUAUUUAAUGGGUCGCUUGACAAAUAGCAAGGGCAUGGGCUGAGGGGAACGAAAGCGGCACGGGAGACGGGGGCAGCACGCACACGAACAGAUGCCAGUCGUGUUUUCGGACACGGAGAGCAUGCCGUGCCUUUGCCUCGCCGGGCGAGACGCGCAGUUGUCAUCGGAAUGGCCUUGUGGGGCGGGCGGGCAAUGCCGGGGCGAAUCCUCGAGGGGGGAGGGACGCUUGCGACAGAGGUAGGGGGGAAGCAAGGGAGGAAGGGCACCACCUGGCCUCCCCAGCUGUUCUGGGUUUUAUUUUAUUUUCGUUCGGCCGUUUCUCUGCGCCGUGCCGAUCGUCCCUCAACUCACUUGGCAGGCCCGCCAGCUGAAGUUGCUUCAGACUGGAACAGCGGUGCAUGCCGCUAGGGCUGGGGGCUACAGUUCGGUAUACUAUGGAUUGUGUGUUUUUGUUCGUCGUGUAGGUGAAAAAGUCGCUGCUUUGCCCCCCGUCCCUUCGCACCACUGCCUUGGUGUUUCGGCAGCACCUUCUUUCGCCGACAAGGGGGCUGUGAUUAGCGUGCAGCUGCUACGGAACGAGUUUGGUUCUUGUCGUGUUAUCUCGUGGUUGUCAUUGUCACGUCGCCCCGCUUCUUGUGGCGAGACCGUCGAGUUUUGUUGCCCACGAGGAGCUUGCAGUGGAGAAAGAACAAUAGCUAGUGCAGCUCUCUUGUCUUGUGGGAAGGGCGUGCGCAGACACAUCCACCGUUUUAACUUCGCGUUGCCAGCUAAUUUAAGCUCUGUGCUGGAGUAUUGAUUCGUGGCGGG